Molecule: messenger RNA, 1907 nt
Organism: Raphanus sativus (radish)
Lineage: Eukaryota; Viridiplantae; Streptophyta; Magnoliopsida; Brassicales; Brassicaceae
Product: probable mitochondrial-processing peptidase subunit beta, mitochondrial
Exons: 9
Coding region: 49-1632 (527 amino acids)
Biological process (GO): proteolysis
Cellular component (GO): mitochondrion
Molecular function (GO): metal ion binding; metalloendopeptidase activity
Source: RefSeq, a predicted model, not a curated record
CCUUUUCUUUUCCUUCAAACCCUAGAGAGAGAGAGUGGCCAUCAGCUAAUGGCGAUGAAGAAUCUAUUGACCUCAGCUCUCCGAUCUCAGAGGCGUCUAGCCUUGAAUCGAGCCGUACGAGCUUCCUCCACCCUCUCAGCCCUCGGUUCAGCCUCUCUGACUUCUCCCACCCCAUCGCCGCCGAUCGUUAUGCCCUACGACCACGCCGCCGAGAUCACCAAAGAGAAGCUGAAGAGGCUAGAGCGCCCAGAGCAGCGUUUCCUCAAAUACGCAUCUCCGAUUCCGAUCCUCGCCUCGCACAACCACAUCUUAUCAGCCCCUGAGACGCGCGUCACCACCUUGCCCAACGGUCUCCGAGUCGCCACCGAAUCCAAUCUCUCCGCGAAGACGGCCACCGUCGGAGUAUGGAUCGACGCCGGAUCCAGGUUCGAAUCCGACGAGACGAACGGGACGGCUCAUUUUCUGGAGCAUAUGAUAUUCAAAGGCACGGAGAGGCGUACGGUGAGAGCCUUGGAGGAGGAGAUCGAAGACAUUGGUGGUCAUCUCAAUGCGUAUACGUCGAGGGAGCAGACCACUUACUAUGCGAAAGUGAUGGAUUCGGAUGUGAACCAGGCUUUGGAUGUCUUGGCUGAUAUCUUGCAGAACUCUAAGUUCGAGGAGCAGAGGAUUAACCGCGAGCGUGAUGUCAUCCUCAGGGAAAUGCAAGAGGUGGAGGGACAAACCGAUGAAGUUGUUCUUGACCAUUUACACGCCACUGCUUUCCAGUACACACCUCUUGGAAGAACUAUUCUAGGACCUGCUCAGAAUAUCAAGUCUAUCACCAGAAAUGAUCUUCAGAAUUACAUUAAGACUCAUUACACAGCUUCCAGGAUGGUGAUUGCUGCGGCAGGAGCUGUCAAGCAUGAGGAAGUUGUUGAGCAAGUGAAGAAGCUAUUUAACAAGUUGUCAUCUGAUACAACUUCUACUACUCAGCUAGUUGCCAAAGAACCUGCUCGUUUUACUGGCUCUGAGGUUCGAAUGAUUGAUGACGACCUACCCCUUGCACAAUUUGCUGUUGCCUUUGAAGGAGCAUCUUGGACAGAUCCAGAUUCUAUUGCUCUUAUGGUUAUGCAAACCAUGUUGGGUUCAUGGAACAAAAAUGUUGGUGGUGGCAAACACAUGGGUUCUAACCUGACCCAGAGGGUUGCCAUUAAUGAAAUAGCAGAAAGCAUAAUGGCAUUCAACACCAACUACAAGGAUACUGGCCUUUUCGGCGUGUACGCAGUUGCUAAGGCUGAUUGCUUAGAUGAUUUAUCAUAUGCUAUCAUGCGUGAGGUAACCGGGUUGGCCGGCCGAGUUUCAGACGAUGAUGUGACACGUGCACGGAAUCAGCUGAAAUCGUCGCUAUUGCUUCACAUGGAUGGAACUAGUCCAAUUGCUGAAGAUAUUGGUCGUCAGCUGCUGACCUAUGGGAGAAGAAUCCCAACCGCUGAACUCUUUGCAAGGAUCGAUGCUGUUGAUGCCAACACGGUUAGACGUGUCGCCAACAAGUAUAUCUGGGACAAGGACUUUGCAAUCUCAGCCAUUGGUCCGAUCCAAGAUUUGCCAGACUACAACAAGUUCAGACGCAGAGCUUACAUGAACCGUUACUAAGCCUCUGAAAUAACCGUCACAGCACCGCAAUGUUCGCCCACGGGAGACUCCGUAGGCGGAGAGAGAGAGAACAAGGGUGGCUGAUCGAUUCAUUAUUUUGAGUUUUCCUUUGCUGUAAUCUUAUAAAUUUCCCAUCGGUGGUAAAAUAAUAAAUCUACCAUUUGGAAGAUGUUAGAGAUCCUUUGGUUUUUGCUUCUCUUCAUAAUUUUGCUAUACAUACUAAUAAGGUGUGGAAUGUUGGUUUAAAACCUUAAUUUGAAUCAUUAUUUCCUUUA